This is a messenger RNA of Papilio xuthus (Asian swallowtail), 2388 nucleotides long. It is a transcript of the gene eIF3b, whose product is annotated as eukaryotic translation initiation factor 3 subunit b. The record is from RefSeq and is a predicted model, not a curated record. Bases 56 to 2146 code for a protein of 696 amino acids. The transcript is spliced from 10 exons. Lineage: Eukaryota; Metazoa; Arthropoda; Insecta; Lepidoptera; Papilionidae. Gene Ontology annotation, biological process: translational initiation. Gene Ontology annotation, cellular component: eukaryotic translation initiation factor 3 complex. Gene Ontology annotation, molecular function: translation initiation factor activity; RNA binding; translation initiation factor binding.
UUUUAGUUCAUUAACUAAUGGCGUGUCUUCCGGUACCACACGUAAUAACGUCAAAAUGGCAAAGAAAAAGGGCGAUGAAAAAGUGAAUCAAACACCUCAAAGUGAUAAUGAAGAACAGAAUUUUGACGAGGAACCUGACUUUGAUGAUCCGGAAGGAUUUGUUGACGACAUACCCGAUGAAGAAUUGCUUGCGGACCUUCUAGAGAAGAAGCCCAAGGAAUCUGAUGGGUAUGAAAAUGUGGUCGUCGUGGAUGGGUGCCCGCAGGUCGGGCCGGAGCGCCUGGAGAAGUUACAAAGCGUUAUAAAUAAGAUCUUUGGCAAGUUCGGGAAGAUCGUCAGUGAUUAUUACCCGACUAGCGAGAAUGGCAUGACAACUGGUUAUAUUUUCCUGGAGUAUGAUAACGCACAGAAUGCCGCAGAGGCAGUCAAAGCCACUAACAAUUGUAAACUCGAUAAGCAGCAUACAUUUUUAGUGAAUCUAUUUACUGAUUUUAAGAAAUAUUCCGAAAUCCCUAAAGAAUGGGAACCACCGGCACCUCAACCAUUCAAGGUACAAUCAGACCUGCAAUGGUACCUGAUGGACCCAGAUGCCUAUGACCAGUUCCUGGUGGGAAUCGGUACUGGGGUUGCCUUACAAGUGUGGCAAAAUGCUUUGCCUGAACCUGUGUUGUUACAAGAGAGACCUAACUGGACUGAAACUUAUGCUGUUUGGUCACCUCUUGGUACAUACCUGGCUACUUUCCACUGGAGGGGUGUGGCUCUAUGGGCUGGACCCAAGUUCUCUCAGUUCCAGAAGUUCUUCCAUCCGGAGGCGAGGUUUAUAUCUUUCUCACCAUGUGAGAAUUAUAUUGUCACCUUCUCACCAAGCAGUGAUAGAGGAGAUGAUAAGAAACUCAUUAUUUGGGAUAUUAGAACUGGUCAAGAAAAACGUAGUUUCCCACCUCCGGAUGAGUAUGUGACAUGGCCAAUCUUCCGCUGGAGUAAAGACGACAAGUUCUUUGCCCGUCUGGGUGCUGAUGUACUGUCAGUAUAUGAAACUCCUGGCUUCGGUCUUUUGGAUAAAAAAUCUAUAAAGAUUCCUGGUAUUAGGGACUUUAGCUGGUCUCCAACAGAUAAUGUUCUAGCAUACUGGGUAGCAGAAGACAAGGAUGUACCAGCGAGAGUAACAUUAUUAGAAUUGCCCAAUCGUAAUGAAAUCCGAUCGAAGAACUUGUUCUCUGUUGCCGACUGCAAGAUUCACUGGCAGAAGAGCGGAGACUACUUGUGUGUGAAAGUAGACCGUUAUUCUAAAGUGAAGAAAGAUAAAAAUGAUAUUAAAUACUCUGGAAUGUAUUAUAACUUUGAAAUAUUCCAUAUGAGAGAGAAGGAAAUACCCGUUGACUCGGUGGAAAUUAAAGAACCUAUACAAGCAUUCGCUUGGGAACCUGUUGGUUCUAAGUUUGCGAUUAUUCAUGGUGAUCCAGCAAAUAUAUGUAUAAGUUUCUAUCAAGUUAAUACUGGACAAGCACCGACUUUGUUGAAGAAGUUUGAGAAUAAACCAUUUAAUCAUUUGUUCUGGUCACCAUUGGGACAGUUUAUUGUGUUAGCCAACUUUGGACUGACGGGUGGUGCUUUGGAGUUCUUGGACACAAAUGACUUUACUAUUAUGAAUGUGUCUGACCAUUAUCAGAUGUCUGGUAUUGAAUGGGACCCGACAGGACGGUAUGUGGUGACAGGUGUAUCCUCUCUCAAGUGUAAGAUGGAUUGUGGAUACUACAUUAGAUCCUUCCAGGGCAAAGUUAUUAAGAGAGUAAUGAAGGAAGGUUUUGCCCAGUUCCAUUGGCGACCUCGACCCCCAACUCUGCUCUCUGAGAAGCAACAGAAGGAGAUCAAGAAGAACCUCAAGAAGUAUUACUCUCAGUUUGAAUCUAAAGAUCGUAUGCGUAGCAACAAGGCUAGCAAGGAAUUGGUGGCGAAGCGUACGGAGCAGAUGAAGAAAUACGUGGAAUACCGCGAAGCGAAGACCCAGGAAUGGGCCGACCAGCGCCCGCGCAGGCUCGAGUUGCGCGACUACGUAGAUACGGAUGGGUUGGAUACAGACCAAGCGAACACGGUGGAGGAAGUCGUCGAAUUCUUUGUGAAAGAGGAACAAACUGUCAUUGAGUAGUCGCCAUACGAGCCCCCCACUGAGGUCAGGGUGUCCACUCUGACCUCCCGUACAGAGCGUUAUUAAUAAAGAGAAAACAUUAUAUAAACAGUUUUUUUGUACCUACACCCUGUAUUUUUAUAUUCAGUCACAAAUAUUUUGUAUAAUUCCUAAUAUGUUCAAUGUAAUAUUUGGGUUUUUAAAUUUUACAAUAGGUGGUAAUGUUUAUAGUCAUAUUAAAUUGAUAUGUUUCAAAUGGAAAA